This is a messenger RNA of Labrus mixtus (cuckoo wrasse), 3093 nucleotides long. Its product is annotated as coatomer subunit delta. Lineage: Eukaryota; Metazoa; Chordata; Actinopteri; Labriformes; Labridae. Gene Ontology annotation, cellular component: COPI vesicle coat; cytosol. The record is from RefSeq and is a predicted model, not a curated record. The transcript has 10 exons. Gene Ontology annotation, biological process: retrograde vesicle-mediated transport, Golgi to endoplasmic reticulum; Golgi localization; endoplasmic reticulum to Golgi vesicle-mediated transport. The coding region runs from base 175 to 1707 and encodes 510 amino acids.
ACUUCCGGUGGAGACGUGGCUCUGCACUGCUGCCAUAUUGACGCUAACAGCUAACAAUCACACAACUUGGGAUCGGCUGUUUAUUCGCACCGAGCGAGCUGAGAGUGACUUAAAAACAUCAAAGCAAGAAAACACGGGACACGGAAGAUCGUCGUUAACUAGAAAGAGACCAAAAUGGUGCUGUUGGCAGCGGCGGUGUGCACCAAGGCUGGCAAGGCCAUCGUAUCACGGCAGUUUGUCGAAAUGACUCGGACACGCAUCGAAGGUCUCCUGGCUGCAUUCCCUAAACUGAUGAACACGGGCAAGCAGCACACCUUUGUGGAAACAGACAGUGUUCGCUAUGUGUACCAGCCGCUGGAGAAACUCUACAUGGUCCUCAUCACCACCAAGAACAGCAACAUCCUGGAGGACCUGGAGACACUCAGACUCUUCUCUCGUGUGAUCCCAGAAUACUGUCGUGUGCUGGAAGAGAGCGAGAUAUCAGAGCACUGUUUCGACCUGAUCUUCGCCUUUGAUGAGAUCGUGGCACUGGGCUACAGAGAGAACGUGAACCUGGCUCAGAUUCGAACCUUCACAGAGAUGGAUUCCCACGAGGAGAAGGUUUUCCGUGCUGUCAGAGAGACUCAGGAAAGAGAGGCCAAGGCUGAGAUGAGGAGGAAGGCCAAAGAGCUGCAACAGGCUCGGAGAGACGCCGAGCGCUCUGGAAAGAAGGUUCCAGCUUUUGGCGGCUUCGGCAGCGGCGGCAUGACUAGCGUCUCCUCAGGGUCCAUCAUCACAGACACCAUCGUCGAGCCUGAGAAGCCCAAGAUCACACCUGCUCCUGUCAGACCAAGUGGACCCAGUAAGGCCCUGAAACUGGGCGCUAAAGGGAAAGAGGUGGACAACUUUGUUGACAAGCUCAAGUCUGAAGGUGAAACCAUCAUGCCCUCCUCAGGAAAGAGAGGCUCAGAUGUAUCCAAAGCUCUACCACCACCAGUCAAUGUGGAGAGUGUACACCUGCGUGUGGAGGAGAAGAUUUCGCUGACUUGCGGUCGUGACGGCGGCCUACAGAACAUGGAGGUGCUUGGUCUGGUGACGCUCAGGGUCACAGACGAUAAGAACGGACGUAUCCGCCUCAUAAUCAACAAUAAUGACAACAAAGGACUCCAGCUGCAGACACAUCCCAACGUUGACAAGAAGUUGUUCACAGCUGAUUCAGUGAUCGGACUGAAGAACCCAGAGAAGUCCUUCCCUCUCAACAACGAUGUCGGCGUGCUGAAGUGGAGACUACAGACCACAGACGAGUCCCUCAUACCUCUAACCAUAAACUGCUGGCCUUCAGAGAGCGGUACUGGCUGUGAUGUCAACAUUGAAUACGAGCUGCAGGAGGAAAGCCUCGAACUCAACGAUGUGGUGAUCAGCAUCCCAGUACCGUCUGGCGUGGGAGCUCCUGUGAUCGGCGAUCUGGAUGGAGAGUACAAACACGACAGCAGGCGAAACGUCCUCGAGUGGUGCCUACCUGUCAUUGAUGCCAACAACAAGACCGGCAGCCUUGAGUUCAGCGUCGCUGGGCAGCCCAACGACUUCUUCCCCAUUAACCUGUCCUUUGUGUCCAAACGCAACUACUGCGACAUCCAGGUUACCAAAGUGACUCACGUAGACGGCGACGGCUCCGUUAGAUUCUCUUCAGAAACCUCCUUUCUUGUUGACAAAUAUGAAAUCCUGUAAAAAAAAAAAAAAAAAAAAAAAAGAUAUUCAGAGAAAACGACAAAAUCAGCAGAAAAAAAAAAAAAAUCACCAACGGGAAAUAAAGUCCAAAUCUACGCUACAGAGAGAGAUUGAAGAUUUUCUUGCCUGCCCACCCUGUAUACUAUUUCAGAGACUGUGUACAUCGACAGGACUACGCCUCCUCUCGUGGCGGAGCAGGGCAGCGGUGGUGUAUUUAUAUGUUUGUAUGAGAGAGGAUCAUCUAUAUAUAGAGUAAAUUGAGCAGGACAAACCAACACACAGACACAAACACACACACAGAACCCCCCCCCCCCCACACACACACACACUGAUGCUGUUGUGUUGGCUGAGCAGAACUGCUAAGAGGACUUCAGAGUAAGUAGAGGAUGACUGCGGCGGUCGUCUUCAUCCUGAGGCCACGAUGUGAUGAGCGCUGGUAGUUUAGCAUCCUCCACAAACUCGUCUUCUUCAUCCUUCAUUGAUAAAUCUUUCAUAGGGGUUCUUGCUUUCUUUCUUUAAUUUUCAGAUUCUCUUGUCCAUGAGUGCAGAAUUAUAGCCGUGUCAAUCAUUGCAGGCCUCUUUAAUCCAUUGUGAUUUGAUUAUUGAUAUCUUUUUUUCUCUCUCCCUGAGGAACUUUGAAUGAAAAUCUGGCUCUGUGCUCGUCUGCUCUGUCUGCGGUUAGCAUCAGCGAUAUCGGUCCUUUUUAUUUUUAGUAUUUUUUUACUCUCUGAAGUAUCAUUUGUUUCAUGUUUACCACUCAUCUGAUCUGGGUGUUUUUGAAGUUUUGACAGUGAAGAGCAGGACUUUUGCAAAGUUACCCACAAGUCCAUACGUGACGCAUCAGACUUGUGAUCUGUUCUUUUUCUUUUUCUCGCUAACACCAUUGCAGCCACUCCUCACCUUCUGCUUUUCUCUGGUCCAUUUAAGUCAGAGGGAUCAGCCCUCAAAUCUGUCCGAGCACAAAAAUACUUUGAACACAGCCCAGAAACAACAGCCAAGCCCCUAAUCUGACAUCCCACAAGACGCAAUUUAGAUCUGAGGAGGGAGAAAAUGUCUAAGCAUCACACACACACACACACACACACACAGCAGAGCAGAGCAAGGAUCAUGCAGUAAAACUCUGUUCAUCCUUUACUUACAUUCUCACCGUACAUCAUUACUCAACAUGUAACAUUUGUCUUUCAUGUUCUUGUUUUUUUUUUUUUUUUUUUUUUUCAUUUGUACUCCCCAGAUUUCAAUUUAGAAACGGUUGUGUGGACGCGGGGUUGAAAAUGACUAGAUUUGAGCAUUUUUAACAAAAACUUCUGAAGGGGAAUCUUAACAUUCCAGUGUACAAUUAGAAAAGAAGAAUCUUUAAUGGAAUAAAAUGUAUUAUUGAAAAUGUAA